GUCUCAUUCACAUCAGUGCCUGCCGUUUCUAGUUCCUGCUCUUGGCGGGCCGAUAGUUUGAUUCACGAUAAUUUUUGUACAACUCUUGUUAGUUACAUAAUUACGUUGUAAAAUUUUAACGAUAUUUAAGAGAAAUGGCACCUGGAGCAGCGACAGUACCUAAGGAGAAGGUGGAAGUACCUCCUCGUGGAAUUAAUGCUGUUCUAUUGGGACCCCCGGGUAGUGGCAAAGGAACUCAGGCUCCUUUGCUCAAGGAGAGAUACUGUGUAUGUCAUCUAUCCACUGGAGAUAUGCUAAGGGCAGAGAUCGAGUCUGGAUCGGCUCUUGGUGCUCAAUUGAAAAAGUUUAUGGAUGAGGGAAAGCUCGUCAGUGAUGAAUUGGUUGUUAAUAUGGUUGACAAAAACUUGGAUAAACCUGAAUGUAAACGAGGCUUUUUACUUGAUGGAUUUCCUAGAACCGUUCCGCAGGCUGAGAAGCUAGACAGUAUGCUUCAGAAGAGGAAAACGAAACUGGAUGCUGUUAUCGAGUUUGGAAUCGAUGACAAUCUUUUAAUGAAAAGAAUUACAGGAAGGCUCAUCCAUCCUGCCAGUGGACGCUCAUAUCACGAUGAAUUUGCACCGCCAAAAGUUAACAUGAAGGAUGAUGUCACUGGUGAACCACUGGUCAGACGAUCAGACGACAACGUAGAAGCACUUAAAAAAAGAUUAGUAUCGUAUCACACCCAGACGCAGCCCCUAGUGGAUUAUUACGCCCUCCAGGGUAUUCACAACUAUGUAAAUGCAGCUAAGUCAAGCGAACAAGUAUUCAAGGACAUUGAUGCAAUUUUCUUGAAGUCCAUCAAGCAGAAUGAAAAGAAGAGCUUCUUCAGUAGAUUCUUCUAGGAGACAUCUGUACCAGUGACACCAGCACCUCCCAUCCUGUUACCCAUCCUGUUCUCUGAAAACAUGCAAGGCCUCAAAUUAUGACAUUACAGUGAUGUUAUACUUUCAUUACUAUAGAAAUAGUAAGGUAUCCUUUUGAACUCUAAUAUAAAUAACCCGUGCGUUUGAUAUCCUCGAUCGCAAAUAUCCAUAUGCAAUAAUUAGGACCAUAUGAAAUAAUUCGUUUCAAUUAAUGGGUGUCUUGUAAAUCAUCAGAGAUUUUAACGGGUCGACUGUUGAGGGUUCGAGGAGGUAGACAAUAUUUAUAGAAUACGAUAGAAGCAUCGAAUGACGCACAGAUAUUUUUUCUUUUUUUUUGCAAGUACGUACUUUCGUUUUUAUUAUUUGGAUGGUGUUUUUUUUUUUAAUUGUCUCAACUUUAUCCAUUCCCAAUAUUCCAAGACGGAUCCUUAUACAUACUUAUAUACUUCAUAUAUAUACUUAUAUAAAACGAACCAUAUAUAUAUUAAGAUUAGAUAGAGCUUAAAGAAUCUUCGGACGGAACGAACUACACGGGCACCUCUGAUACAUCUAAGUACUAUAAUAGAACGUUUGUAGUAUGAAUAUUAUAUCACUGUACAAUACUAUUUUAGAUAAAAAGGGAAAAAUAGAUGGGAUAUAUUCUGCUA
Molecule: messenger RNA, 1549 nt
Organism: Cephus cinctus (wheat stem sawfly)
Lineage: Eukaryota; Metazoa; Arthropoda; Insecta; Hymenoptera; Cephidae
Gene: Ak2
Product: adenylate kinase
Exons: 4
Coding region: 135-881 (248 amino acids)
Biological process (GO): ADP biosynthetic process
Cellular component (GO): mitochondrion; cytoplasm
Molecular function (GO): ATP binding; AMP kinase activity
Source: RefSeq, a predicted model, not a curated record